This is a messenger RNA of Phytomonas sp. Hart1, 1347 nucleotides long. The record is from the annotation of a GenBank genome assembly. Lineage: Eukaryota; Euglenozoa; Kinetoplastea; Trypanosomatida; Trypanosomatidae.
AUGAGUUCUUUUUCUUUUAUUUCUUCAGAGGGGAUCCUUGUAGGACUUCCCCCUCUCUCGGAAUCGACUUUCCGUCGUUCGAUUUUUCUCGAAUCAGCGUUAUCGGCUGGGUCGAUGGAGGGAAUGGUCCCGGUCGCCCGCGCGACGGCCUUGCGGUGGUACGUGGCCUAUCUUGUUUAUUGGGAUUGGAUGACACGUCUUUUUAUGGAGCUGCAUGAGGAGGAAAAAAAGAUCAAAAAGUGCUCCACAAGCACAUGCGAAAAGGAAAAAGAAAACAAAGGAAAAAGAGAAAUAGAAAGUGAGAGUUGGGAGGGUCUUUUUAACGAGGAUGUGUUGAGGAGCGGGAGUUUAAUUGCGGAGGAGUCGUUGUCCUAUCCGAAUUCGCCCUUGGAAACAACACGGCGAUUCGCCCUUCUUGUAGAUUCUUUUACCACAUCAUCUACUGAGAGUAUGGAAGGGGAGGUAGAAAAGCUUUUUGAGGACAACGAAUCUCCAACGACGACGUUUAAUACAGCGAGAGGUUUUAGCUAUUCCAGACGUUGGCAACGUGAAGACGGAGCGGGUAUUUUCCAUAAUCGUGUCAACGUGAAUCAUCCCUCCACUGUACCUUUUUCUUUUUCCAAUUUUCCUUCCUUUUCUACCAUGCUCGAUGCGGAGGAUAUCUGCAAUUCGCUAAACGCCCUUUUUCUCGAAAAUGUGGUACUUCAACAUGGAACCGAGACCGAUUCAAGGCGUGUGGCAUCUUACUUUCCACUUCACGAGUGUGAGUAUAAUGUUAAUAUUCCAACAUUUUCUUUAUCGGCCGUUCAGCAGGAACGUCUUCUGCAGCUUCUCACCACGGCAGAUUACUUAGGAGACGCUUUUCUUACGCAGAGCUGCGCACGGUAUUUUAUCUCGUGGUUAAUGCAAGUGCCCGAGCGGGAUCUUCUCGCGUCCUUUAUCCCAACCAACAGUGAAAUCUCGAAAACGACCGCUUUCGAAGAAAAGGCUGUCGGUAUCAAUCAAGAAAACAAAAAAGAAGGGUCUAAAGCACCCUACCACGCCGUAGAUAAAGUGAAAUGGUGUGUACCGUCGUCUACCUCUUUACAGAGCUCGUGGUUGCCCUUGCCGUCUUCUUUUUCCUCAACAUCAGUGAGUAAUUCUUCUUUAGAGGGGGUUUCUUUGCGGAAAAAAUCCAGUGAAGGGGAGGGAGAGGGGUGUGUUCAUCCUGAAAAAAUGUGCGAAUCAAACCUCUCAACGCCCUCCAUGAGUGAUAGUGAUGAACUUUGUUUAUCCGCAGACCAACGGCUUGUUUUGCUGGCUGAAGUAAAGCGAACGAAUGCGACGUUUGUUGAACCGUACUGGUGA